AUGCCCAACUAUGAGUAUACCUCCAUACCGACCCCACCGGAUCCCACUUAUCACUGCAUCAGGCUUCUCAAACUCAAACCAGGAGCUAAAGAAGAACAAAUUAGCAUCUCCGUAUUUUUCGAUGUCCUAGAAGAUUGCGAGCCAUAUGAAGCGCUUUCAUAUUGCUGGGGCGAUCCCGCGUCCCUGAUUCAGAUAAAACUCGACGACAAGGACUUCAUGGUCACCGCAAAUCUGUACACCGCACUUUUGCAUUUACGUAGAGAAGACACUGAACGAACUUUAUGGAUCGAUGCUAUCUGUAUAGAUCAAAAAGACUGGGCUGAAAAAGGUCAGCAAAUCGCUCUGAUGCGACGUAUAUAUGCGACGGCGGAGCGAGGAGUUGUAUGGCUUGGUGAACUUGGUAUUCUCGGUGAGCUGGGCCUCGGCCUCGUGGCAAGAAUACUUAAGCUUGCGAGGAGUCAGUCGUUGCCAAAGAUGCAAUACAAUGGAAAUGAAUGGGUCGGAGAAGGUCUUCCUUCCUCUCUCGAGGCUCCCUGGAAAGGCUUGAAAUUGAUUCUCGCCAGUCCUUGGUUUUCUAGAAAAUGGAUCAUACAGGAGUUAGCAACACCGAAAGAAAUCACUAUUCUCAUCGGCUCGCAGACACUUCCGUGGGAUGAUUUAGCAAUUGCCAUGUAUCUCAUUGGAGAUGGUGACUUUGCAAGCACUCGUACAUUGGCCGAUCGUUCUCGGUGUGUACUACUAGCUGGCCUCAGAAUGCAUUGCCAGGGUAAAAGAAAGAUCUCACUAUUAUCACUUCUUCGAGCAUUUUCCGGAAACGGGGCUACGGAGCCAAAAGAUCAUAUUUUUGGUCUCAAGACUCUGAUUGAAGAUGAAGAUAACAAUGAUCUGUUUAACUACGAGAGCUCUUUUGCAGAGCUCUCAAUCCAAACAGCCAGAACGAUAUGUUCGGAACACAAGCAAUUGGAUUCUUUGAAAUUCGUUUUUGGAAAGUCUCUGGACCCAAGUGAUGAUGAGUUCCCAUCUUGGGUCGCGGACUGGAGACCAUCACAAGGGGAGCGGCCACAAUUACUUAAAGGAAGCUACUCUGGAUGGGAACACGGGCUUUCACAUGGGGUAUUUGCUGCCACGAAAGGCUCGGAAUUCACGCCACAAGACCUUGAGCUGCCUAGAUAUAUGACUGUUCGAGGCAUGAUUAUCGACGAGAUUUUUCGUAUACGCGAUUCAUUUGACGAGGAUGAUCUCUUCAACCUGCUCCGCUGGACAGAGAUGACAGAUCUUACCACCCUUGAUUCAGACACUGUUCCGAAGGAAACGUUCUGCAGAGUCAUCUGCGGAGGUAGGAGUGUUGACGAUGUGGAUGAACCCUUCUCGGAGAAGGAUUUACAACGAACACAGAGUUUUCUUGAAAUGCUGCGAGAGAGAAAAGAGAAACGCAUGCCUGGAGAUGCUAACUCUGUGUAUCGCAAUACAGAGUAUUAUCCUGUUGGUCGGCAUAUAACAUCUACCUGCUUCGAAAGACGAUUGAUACAGACCUUAAGUGGACACUUCGGCCUCGUUCCGCAAAGAGCAAAUUUUUUUGAUCAGGUUUGUCUGCUUAUGGGGUCGGAUGUGCCGUAUAUUUUACGGCAGGCGGGUGACGACUGGUGUGUGGUUGGACAUUGUUAUGUGGAUGGGCUAAUGAAGGGAGAGGGUUUUGUAGAGGAAGAGUGCAAGAAUAUGGUUUUGGUGUGA
Glarea lozoyensis ATCC 20868 is the source of this 1731-nucleotide messenger RNA. RefSeq lists its product as uncharacterized. Bases 1 to 1731 code for a protein of 576 amino acids. The record is from RefSeq and is a predicted model, not a curated record. NCBI's taxonomy places the organism in Eukaryota, Fungi, Ascomycota, Leotiomycetes, Helotiales, Helotiaceae. The transcript has a single exon.